Messenger RNA from Engraulis encrasicolus (European anchovy), 1039 nucleotides. Its product is annotated as macrophage mannose receptor 1-like. The transcript has 9 exons. Gene Ontology annotation, molecular function: signaling receptor activity. Bases 1 to 993 code for a protein of 330 amino acids. Lineage: Eukaryota; Metazoa; Chordata; Actinopteri; Clupeiformes; Engraulidae. The record is from RefSeq and is a predicted model, not a curated record.
AUGGAGAAUCCCGGCGUGGGCGAGCGCAUCGAACGGUCGUGUAUAAAACCUGCCCUGACAGCACAUAUCUUUACCUCACACCUCAGCAGCAGAGCAUCAGAAAGCCUCAGUGUUCAGGUGAUCACCAUGAGCCCUCUUCUCUUCCCUCUACUUGUUGCCUUGGCUUUCGGUCAGGCCAGCAGUCAGCUGCAGUGUAAAGAAGGCUAUGUUCAGUUCCAGGAUUCCUGCUACUCACUAACUGGUGCAAGUGACGAUACAUGGGCUAAUGCAGAGCAACAAUGCAAAUUCUCUGGUGGCCAUCUAGUCUCUAUUAGUAACAAGGAGGAAAACGAGUUUGUGAAGUCUCUUUUUGAAAAAACCGACAACAAGGUUGUAUGGAUUGGAGGACACAGAGUCGAACCGCAAAAACACCAAUCAUGGAGAUGGGUUGAUGGAGCCAACAUGGAAUAUGAGAACUGGGGUGCAGGCCAACCGCGUAAUUUCAGAGAAAAAAACAGCAUGAUGAUGUUCAAAGAUGGGACAUGGGGAAAUGAGGAUGGUACUCUAAGAUAUGCAUUCAUAUGCAAAGAGAGUCAAAGGCCCACUUGUGACGAUGACUACUACUUGUAUGGGUCUCAGUGCUACGCCUUCAAAGAAGCAAAGCUGGGAUUUGGAGCAGCGCAGAAAAACUGCUCUGCAGACGGUGGCAACCUGGCCUCGGUACACAGCGAGGAGCUGAAUGUGUUUCUGCAGAAACUUACAGAAAACAUUAUGGCCUGGAUCGGAGGACGAAAAGAUGAUGAGGCCGCGCUAACUUGGCAGUGGAAUGACCAGACACCAUUUGACUACCAAGACUGGGCAAGAAAGCAACCGGCAGCAAGCCCUCAAAACUUGUGCAUUCUCAUGAAUUAUCAUCCUUAUGGCCAAGAUAGCUGGGGCUGGGCCAAUGAGCUGUGUGACAUUGCAUAUGGAUACGUCUGUCAGAAACCACGUAUUGUGGCUGCACUUGCCUGAUGGUUCAGAAAUGGUUUCAUUUAGUAAAUAAAAUGUGCCAAAAUGA